Molecule: messenger RNA, 2210 nt
Organism: Kogia breviceps (pygmy sperm whale)
Lineage: Eukaryota; Metazoa; Chordata; Mammalia; Artiodactyla; Physeteridae
Gene: ORC5
Product: origin recognition complex subunit 5
Biological process (GO): DNA replication; DNA replication initiation
Cellular component (GO): nucleus; nuclear origin of replication recognition complex
Molecular function (GO): DNA replication origin binding
Source: RefSeq, a predicted model, not a curated record
CUCUUGCGCGCUGACGUCACGCGGACGCACGGCCACGCCGACUCCUCCCACAAGCCCGAGAGUCCAGUUUCCGGCGGGAGUGCGGAGGUCUGAGCGUGGGUGAGGCCGCGGCUUUCUCUGUCCGGUACCCGCUAGCAUGCCUCACCUGGAAAACGUGGUGCUUUGUCGCGAGUCCCAAGUGUCCACCUUGCAGUCCCUGUUUGGAGAGAGACAUCAUUUCAGCUUUCCGUCCAUUUUUAUUUAUGGACAUACUGCCAGUGGAAAGACCUAUGUAACACAAACUUUGUUGAACACUUUAGAGCUUCCACAUGUCUUUGUGAAUUGUGUUGAAUGCUUUACCUUGAGGCUGCUUUUGGAACAAAUUUUAAACAAGCUGAGUCAUCUUAGUUCUUCAGAGGGUGAAUGUUCUACUCAAAUAACCUGUGAAACAUUUAAUGACUUCGUUCGCUUAUUUAAACAAAUAACCAAAGCUGAAAGUCUCAAGGAUCAGACUGUAUAUAUUGUUCUCGAUAAAGCAGAGUAUCUAAGAGAUAUGGAAGCAUAUCUUUUACCUGGAUUUCUUAGGUUACAAGAAUUGACUGACAGAAAUGUGACUGUUAUCUUUCUCAGCGAGAUUGUUUGGGAAAAGUUUCGUCCAAAUACUGGAUGCUUUGAGCCAUUUGUCUUAUAUUUCCCUGAUUAUAGCAUAGGUAACCUUCAAAAGAUUCUAUCCCAUGAUCAUCCUCCGGAGUAUUCGGCUGAUUUCUAUGCUGCCUACAUUAACAUUCUUCUUGGAGUUUUCUACACCGUCUGUCGAGAUUUGAAGGAGCUCCGACAUCUGGCAGUACUUAAUUUUCCUAAAUAUUGUGAACCUGUUGUUAAAGGAGAAGCAAGUGAACGUGAUACUCGCAAACUCUGGAGAAAUAUUGAACCUCAUUUGAAAAAAGCCAUGCAGACUGUUUAUCUCAGGGAAAUAUCAAGUUCACAAUGGGAAAAACUACAGAAAGAUGACACAGAUCCAGGACAACUGAAAGGUCUCUCGGCAUAUACUCACGUGGAACUUCCAUAUUACUCUAAGUUUAUUCUCAUUGCUGCGUACCUCGCUUCUUAUAAUCCAGCAAGAACUGACAAAAGGUUUUUCCUUAAGCAUCAUGGGAAAAUCAAGAAAACCAACUUUCUAAAGAAACACGAAAAGACAAGCAAUCAUCUCCUCGGACCAAAAUCGUUUCCACUAGACAGAUUACUAGCAAUAUUAUAUAGUAUUGUGGAUAGCAGAGUUGCUCCAACAGCAAAUAUCUUCUCCCAGAUUACCUCUUUAGUGACUCUUCAGCUAUUAACCCUGGUUGGCCAUGACGAUCAGCUUGAUGGACCAAAAUACAAAUGCACAGUAUCUCUAGACUUCAUCAGAGCUAUUGCUAGGACGGUGAACUUUGACAUAAUAAAAUACUUGUAUGAUUUCUUGUGAAAACAAGCUUCAAAGCCAUAUGGACACUGUGACAAUGACUAAGCCAAGCUGUGUUCAUCCAGCUACUCAGUUGGCCAGGGAGAGGAGUUCUUUGGCUCUAUUGGAUUUGUCCAGACAGGUGCUGGCCCAGCAUGGAAUCUGAUGAAAAUACUCUGAUUGGUCUGGGUGAAUGUGAGCAGAAGACUAUUUACCAGGGACCCUGGAGUAUUUGGAAGGAACGUGUUAAUUAUAAACAGCAGGGUUUGAGCACAAUCUGUUCUACUCUUAAUGAUGUUAUCUUAACACUGAAAUUGCCUGAAACCCAUUUACUUAGGACUACAUUUUACUCUGUGAACUAUCCCCUGCACUUUGAACGUGCCAGCAGCCCUUGUAUAUAAGCCCAGUCUUCUCACUUCCUCUCCACAGGAGCCUCUGCAGUUGCUUGCCAAAGCAGAUUUUCCUAAGGCCACCACUUUAAAAAAACAUAGUUGCAAAAUAUAAUAAGUAGAAGUUUUUUGGUUUUUUUUAAGAUCCAAGCUUGUAUAUGCUUAGCUUUCACCCUGAUUUUCUCAAAAGGCAAGGUAGUUUGAUCAGAUAUAGGGCAGCUUUCCACCUCUAAGCCUACUUGAUAACUGAAGUAUGCUUAGGUGAGGUUUAUCUGGUCACUUUUGCAAUUAACUACCCAACAUAGCUUUUUAAUCGGCAUGAUGGUUUUCUUUCCUUUUUUUUGAUCAUUGGCCUUUAAUAGUUCCACAAUAAAAUUUUUUCCUGUUAUAUCAGUUAUGAA